UUUUGGGUCAAGCCGCCGUUCUCGCUCGAGAAGUGCUUCGGCGGCCCUCGUCCACAGGUUCCCCCCCCCCGCGCUCGCCGCGAUGUGCAGGCUGGGCGCCGCGGCGACCCCCGGCGCGAGGCGCCCCGCCCGCGUAGGCGAGCGGCCCGCCGGCCCCGACGGACCAAGGCAGGGCGGCGCCCAGUCCCGGCAGUGGGCGAAGAGGGCCGCAUUCCCCAAGAUCAAUCAGACCAUCAUCGCAGCCGCAGAGCAUGAUCUGCCCACCACGGUCGCGGUCGUCGAGCCCCUGAUCCCGCAGAUGAACUUGGUCAACAUUUCCACGGCGCUGCACAGGCUGGCCCGGCUGUCCAGCAGCAGCCCGGAGUCAUUGCACCAGCUCCGCGGGCACCCCGUGAUGCCUGCGCUGCUGGCCGCGGCGGCCACGGCUCUGGACAGGGCGCGGGAGACCGGGGCACAGCCGAAGACCCAGGCCUUGAGCAAUGUCACCUGGGCCAUGGCGACAAUGCAGACCCUUGACCUCCACCUGCUGACCAAGGUGGUCGCACUGUCCGAGGAGGUGAUGCCCCUCUUCAAGGCCUUCGAGCUCUCUGGCCUGCUGUGGGGACUCGCGACGCUGGGACGCAGCGAGCCUGAGGUGCUGAGAUUGGCGUCGCCGAUCUUCGACCGCGCUGCGGGCCAGGUGUCGGGGGACUUCAGCUUCAGGUGCCUGGUGAUGACGUCCUGGGCCUACGCCACGGCGGGCUGGGCAGACGCAGGCCUCUUCCAGCGCCUCGGUGACCUGAUGCUGCCGGGCCUGCGGUCGGCCAGCGGGGCUGAGCUACAGAGCAUCUCGUGGGCCUUCGAGGCCAUUGGCGCGUACCACGGCGCGGUGCUGACCGAGGUGCGGUGGAGGCUCGGCGGUGGCGGCGUGGGCAGCGGCGCCACCGCGCCGCAUACCGCCCUGCGGCGGGCCGCCUGGGCUCGCGGGGGCCCCGCCGAUCAAGGAAUUGCGCCCGCGAGGUCCCCAGCCCUCCGCCGCCUUGAGGUGGUGGAGGACCCCUUCGCGUGCCCCGAGGACGCCGCCGCGACAGCGCAGCUCCGCUCGUGCGCCGAGGCCGCCGCGGCCGUGGCGGCGCCGGAGCCCGCGGCGGGCGGCCGUGUCCAGCAGGCUGCUGGGCAGGGCUGGGUGUGCACAGUCAAGAACACCUUCGUCGAAGUCAGCGACGGCAGUGCCUCCGGCGACGAGUCGGAGGAUGAGGCGCCGCUGGGGCCGUCGCUGGCCAUCAUCCCGCAGGGCAUCAUCGACCCCGACGAGCUCACGGCCUACCGCAUGUCCUAUCAGAAGUUCCGCUCGGGGAAAUGCCGCGGCGCCAAGGGGGAGGUGUCACGCCUGGGGGCGGGGGCCUGAGAAUGCGGCCGCCGCUGGCCCCGCUCGCUCGGGGCCUGGCGUCGGAAUGGAGCAGGAGGCUCCCGCGCAGUGGUCGAGGAGACCAGGGACGUUGACUCCUUACGCAUCUCGGCCUGGCUGAGCGGCAUGGGCCACCGCCUGCUUCAAGGCGAUGCGCGAUGCAGAUGCCCUUGCUUGUGGACUUCACAAUCUUAUACAUCACACCCGAGAGAACCGCCAAUCAGUGGAUUCUGCCUGCCAUUUGCGCAUGCACUCCACUCGCCUAGUCUUCCAAUCUCCUCUAGGACCCCCUCAGUGCAAGCACUGAUUGGGGAAAUUGCUUUUGCUGGUGGGUGUCACAAUCUUAUACAGGAGAAGCAGCCGCAGCUAUGCGAGUUUCGCAGGAGGGCGAUCCCCUCCCAGCGUGCCCGGAUCUUUGUGCAUAGCUUUUCGGAUGCAGUUGCUGGCGCUCACGUGGUAUGACGCUGCAACUCGUGGCGCUGAUUCGGCGCAGGUUUACGCCUGCGAGCUCGGCGCUCUGGCCUCUGGCUGGUAGCGCGUCCGUUCCUACAAACCCAGCAUCACAUUCAACUUAGACACAUCAUGGUGCUGAGCAUUCUGCAGUGAACGCGCUUGCCUCUUA
Messenger RNA from Prorocentrum cordatum, 2009 nucleotides. The record is from the annotation of a GenBank genome assembly. Lineage: Eukaryota; Dinophyceae; Prorocentrales; Prorocentraceae.